Gracilinanus agilis (Agile Gracile Mouse Opossum) is the source of this 3766-nucleotide messenger RNA. RefSeq names its product adiponectin receptor 2 (gene ADIPOR2). Gene Ontology annotation, cellular component: plasma membrane. Lineage: Eukaryota; Metazoa; Chordata; Mammalia; Didelphimorphia; Didelphidae. Gene Ontology annotation, biological process: adiponectin-activated signaling pathway. The transcript has 8 exons. Bases 169 to 1332 code for a protein of 387 amino acids. Gene Ontology annotation, molecular function: signaling receptor activity. The record is from RefSeq and is a predicted model, not a curated record.
CCUCCUCCGCUCCCCCUCCUUCCCCCCCUUCCCUUCCGAAGAGGCAGAGCCUGGCUCGGAGAGGCAGCGACAAGUUCCGGGACUACACAACUAUUUUGAGAGAACAUCCUCCCUGAAGAGGGAAUAGACAAAGAAACAUUUUUGCAAAAAAAGACCUUGGUGUAUCCCAUGAACGAAACAGCAGAUCUCGUAUCGGGGUGCAACAGUACUCCGGAGCCAGUUACUCGGCUCAGAAAAGGUUACCAAUCUGAUGUUUCAGGAAAAGGUCAUAAUGAUAACCACCAAGGAGAAGACUUGGGGCCCGAUUUAGCGGCAUCUAUUCCCUGUUCCCACUUCAAAAAUAAGUCUGAGGAGCAUGACUGCAAUCAUGGACAAUCUCAGGAAGAUGAGGGAUUUAUGGCCAUGUCCCCCCUUUUACAAGCUCACCAUGCCAUGGAAAGAAUGGAGGAAUUUGUGUGUAAGGUAUGGGAAGGCCGAUGGAGGGUUAUUCCUCAUGACGUACUGCCCGACUGGCUAAAAGACAACGAUUUCCUUUUGCAUGGGCACAGGCCCCCUAUGCCUUCCUUUCGAGCUUGUUUCAAGAGCAUCUUCAGAAUACACACAGAGACGGGCAACAUCUGGACACACCUCUUAGGUUGUGUUUUCUUCCUAUGCCUGGGAAUCUUCUACAUGUUUCGACCAAACAUCUCCUUUGUGGCUCCAUUACAAGAGAAAGUAGUUUUUGGAUUAUUCUUCCUGGGAGCUAUUCUCUGCCUUUCCUUCUCAUGGCUCUUCCACACUGUUUACUGCCACUCAGAAGCAGUUUCCCGCAUCUUCUCCAAACUGGAUUAUUCUGGCAUUGCCCUCCUGAUCAUGGGAAGUUUUGUUCCUUGGCUUUAUUAUUCCUUCUACUGUAAUCCACAACCCUGCUUCAUCUACUUGAUUGUCAUCUGUGUGCUGGGGAUUGCAGCCAUCAUUGUCUCCCAGUGGGAUAUGUUUGCUACCCCUCAGUAUCGGGGGGUGAGAGCAGGAGUGUUUCUGGGCUUGGGCCUAAGUGGGAUCAUCCCUACACUGCACUAUGUAUUUUCGGAGGGAUUCCUGAAGGCCGCCACUAUUGGACAGAUAGGCUGGCUGCUGCUCAUGGCCUGCCUGUACAUCACUGGAGCUGCACUCUAUGCUGCUCGGAUCCCAGAGCGCUUCUUUCCUGGAAAGUGUGACAUCUGGUUUCACUCCCAUCAACUCUUUCACAUCUUUGUGGUUGCUGGGGCUUUUGUGCACUUCCAUGGUGUCUCAAACCUCCAGGAGUUCCGUUUCAUGAUUGGUGGGGGCUGCAGUGAGGAGGAUGCAUUGUAAAACCUACCAGUGUCCCUGGAUCAUAACCCCAAACCAGGGCCAGCAGCAGCUGUGAUCCACACUGACUGGCCAUUGAUGCAAAACACCAGAAAGAGCCCUGCAACUUUGAGACCCAUUUGGGCAUCGAGGCUUCCCAGGGGCUGGACAUGGUACACGCUAGAGAAGAGAAAAACAAAAAUAAAUCAUACCUCAAAGGAUGGAGUGCAUCAAUUUGGAGAAAAAGAGAUACACAUUCAAACUUAACUUAUUCUUAGGAAUCUACAGAUUGAGGGCCAUGGAGGACCCUUGGCAAACUGGCUUCUGUUCAAUGCCAUAUUUAUUUGUAGAAGAUGGGGGCAUCUUAGUUGGCCGUUCUUCCCUUCCCUCCUCUCCCCUCCCCUCCUCUUCUCCCAUUCUUUCCCCUUCUUUCCCCUCCUCUUCUUUCCCCUCUUCUCUUCCUUCCCCACUCCCCUUCCCUUUUUUAAAUCAACCACAACUUGGGGUAAACAUUUUUAUCUUGCUAAGGGGCAGGGGUGUGAUUUUAGAUGCUCUUUUGGGAAAACAAAGACAUUAAUGUAAAUAAGAUUUCUAACUUUCUGUUUAAAUAAGAAUUUAUAUAAAUGUUUAAAACAUGGGGGUGGGGUGGGGAAUUUUUGUAAAGAAUGAAACAUGCAAGUACCACACACUGUUUCAAUUUUGCACAAAGGAGACUGAAGUACUCGGUGAGAACCCUAUCACAAACAAUACAUUAAUGGUAUCAAGGUGCCUCUCUAAAGGCUUGAAUACCUCGGGCUAUAUAAUGAGACAGAAGCUUUGGCAGGCCUAGCCCAGUAGUCUAGUGACUACUCUUAUACCUGGGAUUCUUGGGGCAAUGAACUAGAGGGUUAUUGUAUGUGUCUUUUUAGUGGGAGCAACAUGUAAAUGGACAUGAUAGUGUGAAAAGGUCCAGAAGUACCCAUCUGCUCAAAGUUUGGAUGCCUUUUGUGGGAUCCUGCUUUCUUAUCUUAGCAGAUGCUAUAAAUGACACUUUAAAGAACUAAAAUCACUUAUUUGAGAAAGGGUGUUUAGGGCUGCACUCAAGCAAUAUAUGUAAGGGCUGUAGGAGAUGAUGGGUAGAAAAGCUUUGGAUUUAACACUGGGGCAAUGUGAGUAAUUUCCUGGUAACCUGUCUGAUAUGUGUGGUAUUACUUAUCUUUGGAUGAUGAGCUACAUCAGUUUCCUAUAUCCUUUCUCUAGGAGACACUUAAAAAACCCUUCUAUAUUGAAAUCACUGCUCUAAUUCUACCUUUCUUCCCACUGAGAGUGAGUACUUCUCCCUGAUGUCUUGGUUGAUAGAAUAAAGCCAGCCAUCAAACCAGGCUUCAUCUUGCCCUGGUGCCUCUUAUACUCAUUUGCAUAAGUUGUGAAUACCCUUCAAUUUAUAAAGAUGGUUUUUUUUAACCUUUGGCAUACUUCCUUUCUUGGGUCCCUUUCUUGAAGAGGAAAAUCAGCCAUACCAUCUUAAAUCCAAGUUUAAUACCCCACUUUCCCUCCUGGGGAACAACUUGGCCCCUGUCUUCAGUACUUGUUAAGCCUCUAUUUUUAGGGGAUUAUAAGAGGAAGCUUGUUUGGGAGAUUGUAUAGGAUCUUUGGGAUAAUGUCCUAAAAAGCAAUUUGAAAGAGAAAAAAAAAUUAUUUAUGACUCCUCUUCUGGCAUGAGUGGUGCCAAGGAGAGUAGUUAAAGUUCUAAGAAACUGGGGCUUCAGUUUCCAAGUAAAUUCUGAAGUGACUUGUUUAACAGAUAGAAAUCUUAAAUUAGUUAUAACCUUGGGAUCAUGGGUAUUGGAACCAAAUGAUGAGACACCAAGCAUAGCAGCUAGCUUUCUGUAUUGAUGUUCAGUGAAACAGGAAAGACUCAUUUGAUAGAAAGUUUUUUUCUGUGUAAUUUUGCUCUCCUCUUCCCUUCUGACUCCUGGAUCUCUGAAGAUGCCUUAUAUAAAGUGACCAGAAACUGGAGGCCAAGGAGAAUGGAUCCAUGGUAGGACUUGGGAAAGGAUUAAAAGUAUUUGGUUCUGGGUGAGGUCAUUGCCCUGUGUGCCACCAGUUCUGAGCACAGAAAGCUCAGGUGAAUGGCAUAUGUCCUGAGGGGAUGAAGAGCAGUAUUAAUCCCUCUGAGGAAAUGGGAUCCAUCAGGACUAGAGCCACCUGGGAGGAAGCUCAGUCAGUUUCAUGGAAGCAACAGUACAUGACAGAAGCCUGAUAAGUUCUUCUGUAAUGCACUUUGGGUUACAGUAUAACAGGCCCCUGUAUCACAUAGUCACUGGUGCCAGUUACCCUGGGCACCUUAAAAGGAGGAAGGUGAGCCUGGUCUGAUAGAGCACAAAUCCCUGGGGAAAAAAAGUUAAAAACUCUACCUAUUCUCAAUCCAUUGGAAGCUCUCCCUCAUUAGGGGAUGUGUGUGUGUGUGUGUGUGUGU